Messenger RNA from Monodelphis domestica (gray short-tailed opossum), 6011 nucleotides. RefSeq names its product karyopherin subunit beta 1 (gene KPNB1). Gene Ontology annotation, biological process: protein import into nucleus. The record is from RefSeq and is a predicted model, not a curated record. Lineage: Eukaryota; Metazoa; Chordata; Mammalia; Didelphimorphia; Didelphidae. Gene Ontology annotation, molecular function: small GTPase binding.
CCCCCAACCCCCCGUCCCCCGUCACAGCCAUCGCCGCUGCCGUCGGAGACAGAAUCCGGAGUCGCCCGAGGAGGAGCCCGAGCCCCCGUCGCCGCCAUGGAGCUGAUCACCAUCCUCGAAAAGACCGUAUCGCCCGAUCGGAUUGAACUGGAAGCGGCGCAGAAGUUCCUGGAGCGGGCGGCUGUGGAGAACCUGCCCACUUUCCUUGUGGAACUGUCCAGAGUGCUGGCAAAUCCAGGAAAUAGCCAAGUUGCCAGAGUUGCAGCUGGGCUACAGAUCAAGAACUCUUUGACAUCUAAAGAUCCAGACAUCAAGGCACAAUAUCAACAGAGAUGGCUUGCUAUCGAUGCCAAUGCUCGAAGAGAGGUCAAGAACUAUGUUUUGCAGACUUUGGGUACAGAGACCUAUCGACCAAGCUCUGCUUCACAGUGUGUAGCUGGUAUUGCCUGUGCAGAGAUCCCAGUAAACCAAUGGCCUGAACUCAUUCCUCAGCUAGUAGCUAAUGUCACAAACCCUAAUAGCACAGAACACAUGAAAGAGUCAACAUUGGAAGCGAUUGGUUAUAUCUGCCAAGACAUUGACCCAGAGCAGCUACAGGACAAAUCCAAUGAGAUCCUGACAGCCAUAAUCCAGGGGAUGAGGAAAGAAGAACCUAGUAAUAAUGUGAAGCUAGCAGCUACCAAUGCACUCCUGAACUCAUUGGAGUUCACCAAAGCAAACUUUGACAAAGAGUCUGAAAGGCACUUUAUUAUGCAGGUAGUUUGUGAAGCAACCCAGUGUCCAGAUACAAGGGUUCGAGUAGCUGCAUUACAGAAUUUGGUGAAAAUAAUGUCUCUUUAUUAUCAGUACAUGGAAACAUACAUGGGCCCUGCUCUUUUUGCUAUCACAAUUGAAGCAAUGAAAAGUGAUAUCGAUGAAGUAGCCCUUCAGGGGAUAGAAUUCUGGUCCAACGUUUGUGAUGAGGAAAUGGAUCUGGCCAUUGAAGCCUCAGAGGCAGCAGAACAGGGACGACCCCCAGAGCAUACCAGCAAGUUUUAUGCCAAAGGAGCACUUCAGUAUCUGGUCCCAAUCCUCACACAGACACUAACAAAACAGGAUGAAAAUGAUGAUGAUGAUGACUGGAAUCCCUGUAAAGCAGCAGGGGUUUGCCUCAUGCUCUUGGCUACCUGCUGUGAAGAUGAUAUUGUCCCUCAUGUAUUACCCUUCAUAAAAGAACACAUUAAGAACCCUGAUUGGCGAUAUCGGGAUGCGGCUGUCAUGGCUUUUGGCUGCAUUUUGGAAGGACCAGAACCCAAUCAGCUCAAACCACUAGUUAUUCAGGCCAUGCCCACUCUCAUAGAAUUAAUGAAAGAUCCCAGUGUGGUGGUUCGAGAUACAACUGCUUGGACUGUGGGCAGAAUCUGUGAACUGCUCCCUGAGGCUGCCAUCAAUGAUGUCUACCUUGCUCCUCUACUGCAGUGUCUGAUUGAGGGCCUGAGUGCUGAGCCCAGAGUGGCUUCCAACGUGUGCUGGGCUUUCUCCAGUCUGGCUGAAGCUGCCUAUGAAGCCGCAGAUGUAGCUGAUGACCAAGAAGAACCAGCUACCUACUGUUUAUCUACUUCAUUUGAACUCAUAGUCCAGAAGCUCUUAGAGACCACAGACAGACCUGAUGGACACCAGAACAACCUGAGGAGUGCUGCCUAUGAAGCCCUGAUGGAAAUAGUGAAAAACAGUGCCAAGGACUGUUAUCCUGCGGUCCAAAAAACGACUUUGGUCAUCAUGGAGCGAUUGCAGCAAGUGCUGCAGAUGGAGUCUCACAUCCAGAGCACAUCAGACAGAAUCCAGUUCAAUGACCUUCAGUCUUUGCUCUGUGCCACUCUUCAGAAUGUUCUCCGGAAAGUACAGCACCAGGAUGCUUUGCAGAUUUCUGAUGUGGUCAUGGCAUCCUUGCUGAGGAUGUUCCAAAGCACAGCUGGGUCUGGUGGGGUUCAAGAAGAUGCCCUGAUGGCUGUGAGCACAUUAGUAGAAGUGUUGGGUGGUGAAUUCCUGAAGUACAUGGAUGCCUUUAAACCCUUCUUGGGCAUUGGUUUGAAGAACUAUGCUGAGUAUCAGGUUUGUUUGGCAGCUGUGGGCCUCGUGGGAGACUUAUGCCGAGCCCUACAGUCCAAUAUUUUACCUUUCUGUGAUGAGGUGAUGCAGUUGCUUUUGGAGAAUUUAGGAAAUGAAAAUGUCCACAGGUCUGUCAAGCCACAGAUUCUUUCUGUAUUUGGUGAUAUUGCCCUUGCGAUUGGGGGAGAGUUUAAGAAAUACCUUGAGGUGGUAUUGAAUACUCUCCAGCAGGCCUCCCAAGCCCAGGUGGACAAGUCGGACUACGACAUGGUGGAUUAUCUGAAUGAGCUAAGGGAAGGGUGCUUGGAAGCCUACACCGGAAUCAUCCAGGGAUUAAAGGGAGACCAGGAGAAUGUGCACCCGGACGUGAUGCUGGUGCAGCCCCGAGUAGAAUUUAUUCUUUCUUUCAUUGAUCACAUUGCUGGAGAUGAGGAUCACACAGAUAUAGUAGUAGCUUGUGCUACUGGACUGAUAGGAGACUUAUGUACAGCUUUUGGGAAGGAUGUACUGAAAUUAGUAGAGGCCAGACCCCUGAUCCAUGAACUGUUAACUGAAGGAAGAAGAUCCAAGACGAACAAAACAAAAACCCUUGCUACUUGGGCAACAAAAGAACUGAGGAAAUUGAAGAACCAAGCUUGAUCUGUUACCAUUGGGAUGACACCCGAGACCCCCACUGGAAAUCUCCAAUCUUUUGAAAAACCCGGAAGUGAGGAGUGUGCACGGAUGCUGAAUGUUUGGGAAUGAGAGGAUGAGUGAGUGAGGCUUGAAAACACACCACAUUGAAAAUCCUGCCACGGCAGCAGCAGCAGCAGCCAACAGCAGCGCUGUUAGUGAGCUAAGCACUGACUUCCGUAGAAAACCAUAACAUCGGCCGUCUUGGAAAAGAGAAAAGUGACGGGAUUUAUGUGCUUUUAAAAAAAGAGAGAUAGAGAGAGAGAGAGAGCUAUCUCUUCCCAAGAGAGGCUAGAACUAGCUUUUCUGUCUUUCGGCCAGUGCUGAGCGGAAUGACUAGUGUGGGAGAAAAGGGACUGGGUUCAGCUGUGGUGCUUUGUUGUUAAAAGGCCUGGCCUUUGCUACUGAUGAGAGAUGGAGCCUGGGUCUCGAGCCCACCUUCGGUGUACCUUUGCCACACGGUACUGUACGCGUGCGGGCUAAAAAAGGAGGGUGAGGGAUUUUUUCAGUCUAAGAGUGAGUGUGUGUGAAUGAGGCGGUAUCCACAUUCUCAACUUCAAGUCAUUGCAGUUUAUCUUUUUCCCAGAAAAAAAAAGGGGUUAGACGUUACAUUUCAUAAAACUAACCGAAGUUCUGUCUACUGAUGCAGCACAAGAGAUAUAAAAAAAGAAAAAAAAAGGAAAGCCGCUCUUUAGGGUCUUUUUUUUUUUUAUUUUAACUUUUAGGGAAAACACUGACAUGUUCAGUUUCCAUCCCAAGUGACGCUUUUCAUGAUCUCUUUUCAUCAAGGCGCCUUUCCUAUAUGGUUCAACUGUGAAUGUAGAAGGGGGGGAGUGGGGGGAGGUGGGGAAUGACAACUCUGAUUAGAGGAUAUAGGAAAAAUGAGAUUGUCAAAAACAGACUUCAGACAACCCAUAACCCAAACCAAAAUUUAAAUGCUCAGAAUUGGCAGCACAAAGGGAAAGCUCUCUCCUGACUUGUACUGUGACAGUCUGAACGCCCCAAAAAUUGUGCCAAAGAAUAAAAAAAAAGAAAAAAGAAAAAAAACAAUAAAAAUAUAAACACAAGAAAAAAACCCAUAACAAACUUCAGGUAACUAUUUUGGAUUGCAAAAUGAGGAUAAAUUUAAUGUUCAAACAAAAUCUGAUAAAAUAACCAUUUGGAAACUGCUUGGCCUUCUGUUCUUUAUUUGAUUGACUCCAAUGUGAUAAUGGUCUCUUGCUGCACUUCAGAAACCAACCAACCAACCAACAAAAUGAAAAAGGAGAAAAAAAAAGAAUUUAUAUAAAUAUAUAUAUAUUAUAUAUAGACAUACUGACAAGCUCUCAUGAUGAAAAUGGCACUUGUAAAAGGUUAUAUUUUUCCACUGCAGUUGAAGAUUAAUAAAAGUGUCAAACAUUCCCUAAAAUUUCCUUUUUGUAUAUUUGGUCUUUCCAAAUGAAAGAGAUCCCACUCACUGAUCUUUUUAAUUUAAAAAUGUAAGUCAACAAUAACAAAAAAGAUUCAGAAGCCCAAUGGACAGUUAAUAUGACCAAUCAGGGAUGUUGCUGCUUCCCUAAUUAUCUACUUGGAAUUUUCUUUAAAGGCAUGAUGCAUCAUACUGUCUUCAUAAAUCAAGACUAUUAUUUUUUAGUUGGGAAAGGAGCAACCCUGAUUUUUCAUUUGGCAUCAGCAAUAAGAAGGCAUAUAGGGAGCUUGAUUCCCUUUAUUUGUUAGGCAGUUGUGGUUUUUGCCAGCAUCUUUAAUGUGCUGCUUUGAAAGAAUGAAAGAUGGUCUGGGUUUGGGAGGUGAAAAUAAGACUCUUUACCUCCAUCCUUAUAGCUUACAUGAAAGGGGUCUUAAAUCUGUCCUUUUCCCUUGAUAUCAUUUAUCCCACCAGCCUAAUUUUUUUCAUCCAUAAGAGGGAUUGGCUAAAUUUUGCCCAUCUGCACUGCAGCAUUUCUAAUAGCUCUUGUACAGGGUAUCAGAUAUUGUGCCUUUUUGGUGCCAGGUUCAGAGUCAAAAGUGCCGAUCUAUGAACCAGUGUGCAAAACAAAACAAAUCCAGGUGUUUGAAGGAGAGAAGCUCCAUUUGUGAAAAGAGCUUAUAAUCUCCUGGACCCUGAUUAGAAGAGGCCUGGCUCUUAAUGCCUUUUUUUUUUUUAUUAGAGGGGGUGAUGUUACUUAAAAACCAUUCCUGAAAAUUAGGGGAGGGUGGGAUAGGGCUUAAGAUGUGUGGGGAGCAGGGGGAAUGGGGAGAGAAAUCUGAUCAUUCCUCAGUGCUACCCAUUUCUGUCCCCUGUGUGGGCUGCUCAGCUGUAGACAGCAGGAGAAUAAAGUACACUGAGAACCAUAGUGAAAACAAAACCUUCCGUGUGUUUGUCAUGUUUUGUUCCAGGGAAGCUGCUGUUAAAGCUCUCCCAGACCCAUUCAGUUAUGGAGAGGAGGGGAGGGGUGGGUGGGAGGGUUCGUUGGGAAAUCGCCAAUUGAUUGGGUUUUGGUUUUGCUCUUGGCACCUAUAGGUUUAUGUCUUGCAUCCUGCUAUCUACCUUUGGUUGGUGGAUUUUCCACAUCAUCCUUUGGAAUCUUUUCAAUUAUGCUGUCUUGGGAAUAGGAUGCAAAAGACAUUUUUAGCAGAGCAUCCUGUCCACUUGUUGCCUAGGCCUCCCCAUGGCCAAAUCUUGGCAUGAGAGUGUAGUUACUGCCUAUUUGGAAAGACAGUAUUGCAUAAGAUCUAAAGAGCAAUUGUGGGACUGGUCUUUGGUUACCUAUGUGGGGCAAGCUGCAUCAUACCCUGUAUCAAUUAUUUCUGUCACUUGGCUUUUCAUCUAUUAUCCCAUGUAAUUGACCAUUGUGAUGGCUGUCAAAGGCAAUUACUACAUUGCCCUAGGAACCAAAUUACUUUUGUGUGGGGGAGGGAAGGGGGGUUGGGGGGGAGGGGACCUGUGUCAGUGUACUAUUUGGAAGUGUCCAUUUUAUGCAGCUCUUAGCAUUUUAACUUUUUGAACCAAGCAACUGUCUUAACUUUGUCACUCUGUCAGAUGAGUGUUAGUCCAGCAUAAAGAGGAGCCCAAAGGCCAGGCUUUCCAAGCUUCUGAUUGCAAUGUGGCUUUGGAUCCAGCUUCUGUAAUCUCACUGGGGGUGCCUUCUCCUGGUGUGCCAUUCCAUAUGAUGGCAUUAGUGACGUGUUAUAAUUGAGCCCUACUUUACUAACCAAAACUGGUACCAUCAUCUUUAUCUUCAAAAUAAAGUCCGCUUUAUUUUUAUUUUCAA